GUCGUUAUCGCGGAGUGGGGCGGGGGCCGGUGGCGAGUAUGUGUAUGCCUCCUCCCCCACCCGCUGGCCCGCGGUGUUCUUAAUUUAGAGCACGUUCAAGGACCCGCCAUAUCUCUAUCGCGCGUACCUACUCGUCGUCGUCGUCGUGAUCACCACCGUAGUCCCUUCGGCCGAAGAAAACGCGCGCGUUGACGGUUGCGCACACGCACUCCAGCGCGGAGAUCUGCAUCGCGCGCACCACUGCGACACACGUAUACACAGCAACACGGCCAUCGCACUUAAAUCGCAGGUGAUUUCGACGACCGGUACGUCGCGUCCCCGCCAACAUGAUGAUGGACUCGGACUCUCCGUACAAGCCCAACGGCGAUUACCUCAUGUCCCCGUACGGCUGGCACACGCCGCAAGACCUGCAGUUCGCCAACGCGCCCAUGUACCCGUACGGCGACUACGGGCCCGUCAUAGUCAAGUCGGAGUACGAAGAUUGCGGCGGAGCAGGUGGUGAUGGCGGAGGUGGUGGUGAUGGUGUUGGCGAAAAUUUUCCAGGUGCCGGAGGCAGCGGGUGCAGCAGCAGUUCUCCCGACCUGGAACAAGACUCCUUGGAGACGAAAAAAGGUAGAAAACGGUCUUCUAGAUCAAAAGAAUUUCAAGCACCGUCAAAAUCAAGAAAACGAUCUCCGCAGACACCCGAAGAAAUGCAAAGUCAACGGGUAAUGGCCAAUGUUCGGGAACGGCAACGGACUCAAAGUCUUAACGAAGCUUUUGCGUCUCUUCGGAAGAUAAUACCUACUCUCCCUUCGGACAAACUGUCGAAAAUUCAAACGCUGAAGUUAGCCACGCGAUACAUAGACUUUUUAUAUCAAGUGCUGCACAAGGCUAACACGGACGAAGUGGCUGCUAUUGGACACAUUGAUUCAGAUUCUCAGCACUCCAUCGAACAACCAUCUUCCGGUACUGGAUCUUGCAAUUAUGUUGCUCACGAACAACUCAGUUACGCAUUCAGUGUUUGGAGGAUGGAAGGCGAAUGGAACAAUGUCAAUCAGGAAUAACAAUUUUAUUUUAACUAUAAAAUACUUAAGGAACCUUGCGAGUAUUGGUAAAUCAGAAAGUAUUGAUAUGCAAUAUUUUUCCUUUUGCUUGUAUAUUAUUAUACUUUUACAAUAUGUGUAAUUUUUAUACUUUAAACAU
Molecule: messenger RNA, 1185 nt
Organism: Sipha flava (yellow sugarcane aphid)
Lineage: Eukaryota; Metazoa; Arthropoda; Insecta; Hemiptera; Aphididae
Product: twist-related protein 2-like
Exons: 3
Coding region: 327-1046 (239 amino acids)
Biological process (GO): developmental process; regulation of transcription by RNA polymerase II
Molecular function (GO): protein dimerization activity; DNA-binding transcription factor activity, RNA polymerase II-specific; RNA polymerase II transcription regulatory region sequence-specific DNA binding
Source: RefSeq, a predicted model, not a curated record